Messenger RNA from Malus domestica (apple), 684 nucleotides. NCBI's taxonomy places the organism in Eukaryota, Viridiplantae, Streptophyta, Magnoliopsida, Rosales, Rosaceae. The record is from RefSeq and is a predicted model, not a curated record.
AUGGCUACUCUUCCAGAGUCUUUGUUGGCCGAUCAAUCGUCAUUACCGGGAAACCAAGCGGUCCAGAAGGGUCCUGUGGAGCAGUUGAUUCUAGAGCUUAACGAUGAUCGUACCCGAGAAAAUGCCCUACAACGCCUCUCUAAGAUUAGGGAAAUUCGUGAAGACUUGGCUCCAUUACUGUGGCACUCAUUUGGUACUACAUUUACGCUGUUGAAGGAAAUAAUUGCAGUGUACCGCUUACUUUCAACCCCAAAUCUUACUCAGGAAUCAUCAAAUCGGGCAUGCAAUACUCUCUCUCUAUUUCAGUGCAUAGCUGCUCAUCCUGAGACAAGAGAGCCAUUCCUCCGGGCUAUUGUGCCGUUCUAUAUUUACCCUUUCCUCAACACGACCGAAAAGGACAAGCCUCAUGAAUACUUAAGGCUGUCGAGCUUAGGCGUUAUUGGUGCCCUUGUCAAGGCAUGUACAUAUGGAAUCAUGGAUUACAUUUGAGAAAUGCACAGAUGAAACUAGUUACAAAUAUUUAAUCCAAACAAUAAUCCAUAUACAAACAACGAUUUAGCACCUCUUUAUUGUUUGUUUAGUGUCCUGCAAAUAGUUUAUACUUCUUAUAUAUCCCAUUUUCAUGUCUUUCUAUGAGCUUGAAUGUUCAUUAACAUAAUGACAUAAUUAAAUUUGGAUUUCCCU